ACUCUCCUCACCCGGUCCCCCGUCGUAACACAAGACAGCGUACAGGCCGCCCAAGUCCGACUUCUCGACAUCACAGUACACUUGCCUCUACGUCACAACGAACAGUAGCAGCUGCAAGACCGUCAUGGCGUACCGCACGACAACCGUCAGCCCCCUGCUCCCCUCGCGCCGUGUGCAGGGCGGGCUCCGCUUCGUGGCCAAGUGCUACAGCCCCGAGAAAGGCAACCCGGACGGAGUAACCGCCCUCUUCUUCCACUGCGCCGGCUCCCACAAGGAAGCGUGGGAGCCGACGAUCCAGUAUCUGUUCUUGCAGAAGGAUCCUGGCACGGGAAAACCCCUGCUCCGCGAGGCGUGGGCGUUUGAUAUGCAGAGCCACGGUGAGGCGUCGUCGCUGAACGCAGCCCAGCUCAAGAAGCUGUCAGUUGGUCUCCCCGUGGAUGAGUAUGCCGAUGGCCUGAAGGCUUUCGCUAUCACAGGCGCUCUGGCAGGUCAUAGACUCGUCGGAGUUGGCCAUUCUCUUGGGACAUCUGCAGUGAUCCUCUCGACCAUGGCGGAUGAGGUGCCGAGUGUGCGCUACGAGGCGAUCAUCCUCAUCGAGCCUGCGUUGAUCACGAGGGAGGUGUAUAACGCGAACCUGGAAGAACGCGAGGGCGCGCUGAAGGCGAUGAACAAGGCUAUCUCGAAGCGGCGCGAUACCUGGAACACCAAAGAGGAAGCGCGGGCGUACUUCGAGGAGCGCUUCCCUUGGAUGAUGUGGGACCUGCGCGUGCGGGACCUCUUCGUGCGCUAUGGUCUGCGGCAGGUGUCCAUCCCCGACGCCAGCGGGAAGCCUGUCGCAAAGGUCACGCUCGCGUGCAGCUCGGACCAUGAGCGCUGUGCAUACUCCCAGGACGAGGUGUACUACACUGUCGUCGACCGCAUCCAGUCGCUCGACCCUGCCGUCCCCAUCCACUACAUCCUCGGCGAACGGGCCGACCUCAUCCCGGAGUACAUCCCGCAGUCCGUGAUGGGCGUGCGCACGCCAGCUUCCGUGCAGAAGGUCCCGGAUGCCGGUCAUUUUGUGCUGCAGGAGAACCCCGAGGGGCUCGGACAAGCGAUUGCGCAGGUUAUCACUGGCUUGCCGGCGGUCCCCGUACGUGCACACUUGUAGGAUCGGCCCGAUCGAACGUAGUAUGAGUGCCUGUGGGUCCCCGUCGCAGCUGUGCUUGAUCGCCGGCGUCUACCUCAGGUAGGGUUCGUAGACGUGUAUUAUCUGUCGGCCAGGGGAAUGAGUAGGAUUAUUUAUGUCUGGAUGUACAGUGUACAGGGUAUGGUGAUCAUAAAGCGGUAGCGCCGUUAAAG
Messenger RNA from Trametes versicolor FP-101664 SS1, 1341 nucleotides. RefSeq names its product alpha/beta-hydrolase. Lineage: Eukaryota; Fungi; Basidiomycota; Agaricomycetes; Polyporales; Polyporaceae. The record is from RefSeq and is a predicted model, not a curated record. The transcript is spliced from 7 exons. Bases 125 to 1150 code for a protein of 341 amino acids.